Molecule: messenger RNA, 1531 nt
Organism: Zea mays
Lineage: Eukaryota; Viridiplantae; Streptophyta; Magnoliopsida; Poales; Poaceae
Biological process (GO): maturation of SSU-rRNA from tricistronic rRNA transcript (SSU-rRNA, 5.8S rRNA, LSU-rRNA)
Cellular component (GO): nucleolus; small-subunit processome
Source: RefSeq, marked predicted
GCUCCGUCGGCACGGCAGCUUGCUCCAGCCCACGCCACGCGCUACGUCGUCGCGGUCGAUCCUCCCGUGAGGCAGCCGUGUCGCUAGGCACCGCCUAUUUCUCGAACAAAGUCGCUCGCUACCAUGGCGGCAGCAUCCGCCGCCGAAGCUAACAGCGUGAGCAAUGACGAAUUCCUCGUACGCGACGACGUGCCGGGGCUGCUCGCCGCUCUCAAGGAGAUGAAGGACGGACUGGACCUCGUCAGGGGCAAGGUCGAGGCCAUCACCCGGAAGGUCAAGGCGAACCAGUUGCCGGCGGGCAACGGGAUCGGGUACCUAGAAGCGAAGAACCACAUGCUUCUUGGCUACUGCCAGGACAUCGUCUACUACCUGCUCCGCAAGACCAAGGGGCUCUCGGUGGAUGGCCACCCCGUUGUACGGAGCCUUGUCGAGAUUAGGCUGUUUCUGGAGAAGAUUCGUCCGAUUGACAAGAAGGCAGAGUACCAAAUCCAGAAGCUCACCAAUGCCGCUGACAAUGCAACUGCUCGAGAGAAGGCAGGAAAUGCAGAGGUGAAGGGGAAGGACGGGCAUUCGGAUGAGGAAGACCUCCUGAUGUAUAGGCCAAACCCAGAGAUGAUGGACACAAAGCCUGGUCCUGAUGGGCAGGACACUGAUGGUGUUUACCGUCCUCCAAAAUUUAUGCCUACUAGCAUGGAUGAUGAAGAGAAACGUCAUAAAAAAGAUUCAAGGAGAGAUAAAGCGAUAGCCCGAGUGGCAACAGAAAAUCCUUAUAUUAAAGAGAUAAUUGAUGAUGCUGCAGAUAGACCUGAAGAGUGGAAGGAAACAGUGGGCGAUGAAAGCAGGGAAUUUGGGAGGUACAUGAGACAGAGAGAGGAGCAAGAGAAGCAGGAAGAGGAGUUGUUCACUCGGGCUCCUGUUACUAAACGUGAUAAGCAGAUGGAGAAGCGCAUAAGGAGACAACUUCAUGGGCUAGGAGGCUUAACUGACGGUUUCGACCUUGGGAUGAACAUGCUGUUGGGAGGAGACAAGGAAGAUGAUGGCGGUUCAAGCAAACCGCACGGCAAGAGCGGAAACCGAAAGAAGCAUCUGAAGAGCAGCAAGAAGAGGAAGAGGCAUUAGCCUGGACCCACAGUCCCACACUGCUGUAAGCCUGUAACACUUCAACAUACUGAUAAAGCCUAGAAGACGGUUCAAGCAAGCCACACAGAAGCUGAAGAAAAUACCAAGAAACCAAGUAGAGAAGAGGCUUUGGUUCCUCAAAAGUGUAGGAAAAUAUGAUCUGAGCGACUGAUCCUGAGCCAUUGGAACAGUAUAAAUUAGGGCUUGUUCGUUUUGCUCUCAAUCCAUAUGGAUUGACCGUGAUUGAGUGGAUUUCAAACCCGAAUAAGUCAAAAUCCUUCAUAAUUUUUCCAAUACCAUCCAAUCCACAUGUAUUUGAAAUAAUCGAACAAGACCUUAUAUGGCUUGAACGUGGUAGGGUAGCAAAUUUUGUUCAUUGUAGAGUAUCCCAGAUGUGAUAAUUGUUUCCCCG